AUGGAUAUAAAUAACCCUACUUGCUUAAAGCUUCCCUUCCAUUUAGCAAAGCAAGCACUACUCACUCUCACUCUCUCCCCAAUGGCUUCCUUCUCUCCCCUCCUCCUCUUCCUCCUGGUCUCCCUCUCGGCUCUUCUAAUCUCCCCCUCUCAGGCAGCCACCGCCUGCCCCUCCACCAAGUUCAAGAACAACAAGGUCUUCGCCAACUGCACCGUCCUCUCCGCCCUCGACUCCCACCUCUACUACUCCUACAACGCCUCCAACUCCUCCCUCGCCGUCGCCUUCGUCGCCGCCCCUUCCAAGCCCGGCGGCUGGAUCGCCUGGGCCAUCAACCCCACCGGCACCAAAAUGUCCGGCGCUCAAGCCAUCGUCGCCUACACCAAAGAAGACGGCAUCCCGGCCAUCAAAACCCUCAACAUCACCUCUUACAACAUCCUCACUCCCGGAAAGCUCGCCUUCGACUUCUGGGACACCAGCGCCGAGCUCGCCAGCGGAACCCUAACGAUCUUCGCUACCGUCAAGGUUCCCGAGAAGGCGGAGACUGUGAACCAGGUCUGGCAAGUCGGCCCCGGAAUCAACAAAACCACAGGCUAUCUCGAGAAGCACGAGUUUGGGUCUCAAAACCUCGUCGCGUACGGUCCAUUGAGCUUGGUAGCCACCGGGACAAGCAGCACUACCACCACCACAAACACCACUAGUGGCAGCGCCACUAACACCACGAGUGGUCAGAGUGGAGCGCCGUUGAGGAUUGGGGAUGGAGGACACGUGGGUUUGUUGUCUAUUUUGCUUUUGGUCCUUGGGGCUCUUAUUGUUUUCUAGAUUUGGCCCUUCUCUUUUUUUCUUUGUUUUUUGAAGUCGGGUCAGAGAGUUUCGAUUUUCUUGUAUUCCCUCUCACAUGGAGCUUUCAGAUAUUUUUAGAUGGAAGAAUAAUAUUGAUUAUUGUUUAUGAUCAUUCAUCAAUGAGUCCGGUUCAAGGGACAUUAAAUUUGACAU
Molecule: messenger RNA, 993 nt
Organism: Fragaria vesca subsp. vesca
Lineage: Eukaryota; Viridiplantae; Streptophyta; Magnoliopsida; Rosales; Rosaceae
Product: auxin-induced in root cultures protein 12-like
Exons: 1
Coding region: 1-819 (272 amino acids)
Source: RefSeq, a predicted model, not a curated record